Messenger RNA from Lineus longissimus, 2493 nucleotides. RefSeq lists its product as uncharacterized. NCBI's taxonomy places the organism in Eukaryota, Metazoa, Nemertea, Pilidiophora, Heteronemertea, Lineidae. The transcript has 4 exons. Bases 278 to 1660 code for a protein of 460 amino acids. The record is from RefSeq and is a predicted model, not a curated record.
CCAGCACACGGACGGUAAAGGCAUUGUACUGAUCGCUGUUACGGUAUUUCAGGCUGGAAUUGAAAUGUACGAGCGUUCAGCUAGCUCAUGAGAGAAUCAUCGUAGCAAUAUAUAAUUCAGUACUUUCUGGGCAAGGCUGCAUACUUUCAUCACUGGUAUAGUUAUCGUAUUCUGAUAUGAAUAUGGACUGGUGCAUGCGAAGGGAGGUCCACUGUUACAACUAGGUAGAGAUUCAUACAAAAACACUGCGGAUUGCCUUGGUUUUCCUGGCCCGAGGAUGUUUUCAAGAAGUGGCCACCUGUCAUUGGUCUCCAACGACGAUGGUGAUCUCAAUUUUACGUCCAUCUUCGGAAGAAAGCGUGGUAAUGACGAUGUGACAUGGACAACACCGGCGAGAGAUCAACUCCCCAAGAUAAAGGUGGAGCCGAUGUUUCGGGACAAGUUGGAGCAUAUACUGCGGCAUCGUCCAGAGCCUGAUCCUGGCGAGGAGGAGAGGGAUGAGGCCAGUAGUGAGGGCGAACACGGUGCUCAGGUUUCGACUUUAGAUACGACAUGUAGUACUUUAGACACGAGUGCCUUUGGUCAGUAUGAUCUUCAGUCAGCUGAUCGUGUUGAGGGUCCGACCAGAAUUGCUGACGACGAGAGUGAGGGGUCCUCGUCUGAUACCGACUCGGCUCCCAUUAGAAGUCCUUUUGAUAUUAGGCUCUACGCGGGGGCUUUGAGCUAUAACAGUUGGGACAGGCCAAGGAAUGGCAGCGUCUUUGACUCGAAUACCUUUGACACAUUUGAGACGUUUGAAACAAUAGCAUUUAGCGCGGAAAGUUCUGUGUCGGAUACCGAUUGGCACAUCAUUCCGGAGCCCGCCUCCGCGGUAACAGCACAAGACAACACUGAGUGGGAUGGAAGGCACAUGGCGGCUUAUGGGGCGUCUCUUCACGUACCCUCCACUGGUGACGAUAGACGAGGUAGUAUUAGGUCGAGUUCUUCAAAGAAGUCAGUGACGUUUUCUGAAACUGCGCCGGUGUACAUCGAAAAUGCCCCGGUGUACAUCGACAAUGACCCGGUACGCAUUAACGUAAAUGAUCCGGAAUACAUCGAUGUUGAACCGUCACCGGAUUACGAAGACGAAAUCAAAGUUCCUGCGGCGCCUAUGCAAGACAGCCACAAGAGACAGGGCACAACAAGAGGCAAGGACAUCAUACGGCUGAGGGAAAUCUACGGCAAACCCAUCGUGUCCAGCACUGCUGUGGCCAAGGUGAAUCCGAUAUAUGUCGAAGAUCGGUUGGAUUCGGCUGAGGAACAACAUGAAUCUCUCACAAAGCCGGAGGUGGCACUGUCCAUCAAUGACACCUACCUCAAACAACUACGGAUAGAGAAAUAUAGACUCAAGUCGGAUGUUAAGAAUAAUAAUGAUCCAUUGGUCGACGUUGGAGGGAAGGAACCUCACGAUAUUGAUGGUAUUUGGACAAUCGAUAAAAAACAGUCAAUCUCGAAUUCGUUGGACUACGAGUUGCGGGGCUAUGACACACUCAUCAAAAAGACAUUAGACAAGGAAAGAAGGCGCAAAACUGGUCUCCUUAUCGUACUGGCUAUGCUUGUGUUCCUCUUCUUAGCUUGUGGGAUAGGUAUGAUAGUAUACUUCGCUAAACAUGCUUCGUGAUGACGUUUUCUGUAAAUGCCUUCCUGAACAUACGUUAGGCGUUUCUUGCACCCUGCGCUUGAUUGCCUCUCUAGUCUAUAUUUCUCAGGCAAAGCGAGGUGAGUAACAAAGGCCGAUGCGCAAUGUACGCGGCUAUAAAUUGACUGAGAGACAGUAUCGAAUGAUACAUACUAAAAAGCCAGUUAAAUCAGCAUGUACAACCACAGGCAUAUGAAGAUCAAAACUCCGGCCCAACGUUUAACACUCGUGAUGAGUGUUGUCAGUUGAGCUGGAGUUUUGACCUUCAUGUGCCUGUGGUAACCUUUCCGAGAAUCUCCCACCACUCAGAGGCACGGCAAGCACCUCUCAGAGCGAAUUCAGUCGCACACUGAAGGCCAUAUUUUAUGCUGUAAGCUGUAUAUGCUGGGCCCUAGAGCCUGGACGUUGUCGGUGCCCCUCCUUCAUGAAGGAAGGAAGGAAGGCGGAGACUUUGACGACUGACUCACACCGCCGCCGAUAAAUCGCUCGGCCUAUGUGAUGGUGAAAAUGAAGAUGCUGAAUAUGACAUUCAUAAGUAGGGUAUGUUUGAUCAGCGAAGCUGCAGAGCUGCCUGGCCAAAGCACGGAGCCCAUUCAUUGCUUGUCCGAGAGACACGUUCUAAAGAUGACCACGGACAUCUGCGACAGUUACCUUUGUUAAGGCGGUGCGCCAACUGCGUCUUAUAUUGAUGCAGUUUUCGUUGGCAUUGUAUACAACGUAUUGCAAUAAUCAUAAACAUAUCAUACUGGUGAAGACGCUGGGUUGUAUGAACUAAUGGCCUUGUAAAAUCGUAUUUGAAUGUGUCUUAAUCUAUU